Molecule: messenger RNA, 504 nt
Organism: Vigna unguiculata (cowpea)
Lineage: Eukaryota; Viridiplantae; Streptophyta; Magnoliopsida; Fabales; Fabaceae
Source: RefSeq, a predicted model, not a curated record
AUGAAUAAGCCAGUGGGAGAGCGGCCCAGAGCACCAGGUCAUGUGUUCGCCUUGACGACCACCGAGGCAACCCAAUCAGGUAACCUAGUGCAUACUACUUGUUUUUUGUUUGAUCACGAGGUUGUUGUGUUGUAUGACUUAGGAGCUACCCAUUCAUUCGUAUCCAAUGAAUGUGUGAGUAGGUUCGAACUAGAGAUGUGCGAGCUGGGAUGCGAGUUAAUAGUUGCGACAUCAGCAUCUGGCGAGGUAUCCACCACUUUUGUUUGUGUGGGAUGCCCUAUGGAGGUGGCAGGUCGUAGGUUCAAGGUGAAUCUUAUAUGCUUGCCAAUGGAGGGUUUGGAUGUGAUUCUGAGUAUGGACUGGUUGGCCAAUAACCACGUCGUGAUUGAUUGCAGACAACGUAGAGUGGUAUUUCCAAAUACGAAGGGACUGGAAAUGAUGUCAUCUAACCAGACAGUGAAACAGAUUAAAGUUGGAGCUACUUACUUUAUGAUAGUGGCUUAG